GGUUGUCAGUGGGAGUGACUGCUGUCCUACUCACAUCUCUACAGCAUCCAGUGAGUGAGAGGUACAAGUUACUCUGUCAGAUUGUCUUUUUUCACAGUUGCAGCUCCAGGAGGAAGAGUUGCACUGCUGUAGGCUGUAAUCUGCGGUCCUGUGCUGGAGGGAGGAUGGAUAGCGCGGGGAGGAAAGUGGUCGUCUGUGAUAAUGGCACUGGGUUUGUCAAGUGUGGUUUUGCUGGGUCGAAUUUCCCAGAGCACAUCUUCCCAGCACUUGUAGGACGUCCUGUCAUACGCUCAGACACUAAAGUGGGGAAUAUUGUGAUCAAGGACCUUAUGGUGGGAGAUGAGGCGAGUGAAUGCCGCUCCAUGCUGGAGAUCUCCUAUCCCAUGGAGAAUGGGAUGGUACGUAACUGGGAUGAAAUGCUCCACCUGUGGGAUCACACUUUUGGACCAGAACGUCUGAACAUUGAUCCAUCUAACUGUAAAGUGCUAUUGACUGAACCACCACUGAACCCUCUGAAGAACCGGCAGAAGAUUGCAGAGGUCAUGUUUGAGACAUACAAGUUCCACAGCAUCUACAUUGCCAUCCAGGCUGUGCUGACACUCUAUGCACAGGGUCUCCUGACAGGUGUGGUGGUGGACUCAGGUGAUGGUGUGACUCAUAUCUGUCCUGUGUACGAGGGUUUCUCCCUUCCUCACCUCACUCGCAGACUCGACAUUGCAGGACGUGACAUCACACGCUACCUCAUCAAGUUGUUGCUUCUGAGGGGCUACGCCUUUAACCAAACGGCAGACUUUGAGACGGUUCGGAUGAUGAAGGAGAAACUGUGCUUUGUGGGUUACAACAUAGAACAGGAGCAGAAGCUAUCCAAUGAGACGACGUUUAUGGUGGAGUCGUAUAUGUUGCCAGAUGGGCGCAACAUAAAGGUUGGUGGAGAAAGAUUUGGGGCUCCAGAGGCACUUUUCCAACCACACCUCAUCAACAUAGAGGGAGUCGGGGUGGCCGAGCUUCUCUUCAACACUAUCCAGGCUGCUGACAUCGACCUCAGGGCAGAUUUGUACAAACAUAUCGUGCUGUCUGGAGGGACUACCAUGUAUCCUGGGCUACCCUCUCGCCUGGAAAGAGAGAUUAAGCAGCUGUACCUAGAAAGAGUGCUGAAAGGAGACACAGAAAAGCUUGCAAAGUUUAAGAUCCGUAUCGAGGACCCCCCUCGCCGCAAGCACAUGGUGUUUAUGGGUGGAGCUGUGCUGGCCAACAUCAUGAAAGAUAAAGAGUCGUUCUGGUUGUCCAGAGCUGAGUAUGAGGAGAAAGGCCUGAAAGUGCUCGACAAGCUUGGUGGAGGAACCAAAUGAACCAGCACUUGCAUAGAAAUAUAAAUCCAUUCAUGCACAAGCACUGUACUGACACAAAUGCACCAAUUCAUUCACAUAGAUAAUAGAAAGCUGAGGAAAUACGAAUAUCGUGAAAUGUGCAAUUCUUCCUGAUUAUGAAAUCACCAAACUCCAAACAACCAUGAUUCCACACUUCCACACCUCACUAUUAUUGUAAUAUUAGCCUAAAAUAUUGCUUUAGAGCACAAGUUGUUAAAAAAGUUUUGUAUUUGUAAUAGAGUCGAAAGAUGAGUCCAGUAUAAUUUUGUUCUAACUGAUGGCUGAGUUGCUAGUUUUCUGCUUACUGUAAUCAUUUUCUGUUCUUUUACUACUUUACUGUAAUUGUUUUAAAGUUAUAAACUAUAAUCAUGCUUAUAA
Messenger RNA from Neoarius graeffei (lesser salmon catfish), 1745 nucleotides. RefSeq lists its product as uncharacterized. Lineage: Eukaryota; Metazoa; Chordata; Actinopteri; Siluriformes; Ariidae. Gene Ontology annotation, cellular component: Arp2/3 protein complex; actin cortical patch. Gene Ontology annotation, biological process: Arp2/3 complex-mediated actin nucleation. The record is from RefSeq and is a predicted model, not a curated record. The coding region runs from base 165 to 1349 and encodes 394 amino acids. Gene Ontology annotation, molecular function: actin filament binding. The transcript is spliced from 8 exons.